Ilex paraguariensis (yerba mate) is the source of this 1755-nucleotide messenger RNA. Lineage: Eukaryota; Viridiplantae; Streptophyta; Magnoliopsida; Aquifoliales; Aquifoliaceae. The record is from the annotation of a GenBank genome assembly.
UCUACAUCAAUACACAGAGUACUCACAUACCCUCAGCUGCUCUCUCUCUCUCUCCGACACACACAUAUGUCAAUAAACCACUUCUCUUCAGACCUUCCAGAAGCAAUGUGGCGGACUCAAAAACAACCAAUGAUGAUACAAACCCCAGAGUCCCCUCCUUCAAAACACAAAGCUUUUUUAUCUCAACCCAUUUGGUCCAACCCUCAACUCUACCACGCUGUACCCACCACCGCCUCCGCCAUGUUCGGUGGCCAAAACACCUCUCUCAGCUUCAACCUAAAUCGAGAAGACGAAGAACUCGAAGAACAGCUCACAGAUGACAGAGAAACCAUCACCCAAGAAAAGCAAGAAGACCAAUACCAAACACAGGAAAUACCAAAACAAGCCAUGUUUGAGAAGCCAUUAACUCCGAGCGAUGUGGGUAAGCUCAACCGGCUUGUCAUACCCAAACAAUACGCAGAAAAGUUCUUCCCACUCAGUGGCGGUGACUCGGGCGAAAAAGGGUUGUUGCUGAGUUUUGAGGACGAGUCAGACAAAACAUGGAGGUUUAGGUAUUCAUAUUGGAACAGUAGCCAAAGCUAUGUAUUGACUAAAGGGUGGAGCCGCUUUGUGAAAGAAAAGAGGCUCGAUGCCGGUGAUAUAGUGGUAUUUGAGAGCGCCAGAGAGGACAAAAACAGGCUUUUUAUUGGGUGGAGGAAGCGGACAGCCACCGUCAGUGGGGUUGCUCAACCAGGUAUGGUGGUGGCAGCUGGAGGAGGUGGCAGUGGGUGGACCCGAGUGUUCUAUUCUGGGCAUCCUUAUCCUUCAGAACCAAAUGGGCCUUCUCUUCCAUACCAACCUGACUGUCGUCAUGCAGGCUCAGUUGUGCACAACCAUAAGACACCCAGUGGAAACUCCAAGAGGUUGAGGCUGUUUGGGGUGAACCUGGAGUGCCAGGCAGAUGAUUCCGACUCACCCACACCUGAAAAUUCCUCCAUGUCGAGCCAGGGUCAAGCUCACUUUCAAUAUUACAAUCCUACAGCUCAUGGUUCAAACCAUCACAAUCAAAAGGAUAUCAAUUUCCCAGAGGAUGUCAACCAGAUGAGAUAUCACCGAGGAUAAGAUCUGUGGAUGUGACGUCUAUGAUUGACUUAUUGGGACACUUGAGAUGUCCCAAAAAAAAAAAAACCAAUUCUUUUGGGAAAAAAAAGGACAAGAAAAAUAAAAAAAUUGGGAAAAUCCCAGAUUUUCUGGCAACUUUUCUCUCACUAAAAAAAAAAGAAGUGUUAAUAUCAAGCUCUCAGAUCCAAUGGGUACGGGAAGGACUAGAUAUAAAAUGGAGUAGAAACUUCAAGAGACUUCAGGAAGGUAAAGGGUAGAUUGGCUAAUGUGUGGGUCCCAACAAGAUAGGGCUGACGCCAUCAAGAUCAAGUGGGAGAAUAUGGGUCACAGCAAUCAGGAAUCUUCAUACAAAAACUAUGUGCCUACUGUUGAGAUUCUGCCUGAAGAUUUUUCAUGGGGCUUCAUCAUCAUGAUAUAUAACAAUAAGUAGGAGAUGGUGGGUAAGUGGAGUUUUUUAUUUUUAUUUUUAUUUUUUUUGGGAGGGGGUGGGGGUAGACUUUUACAGUUCUUCAUCUCCUAUAAGUUAAUGUUAAUUUCCUGUUUUCCUUUUUCUAAUUCUUGUGAUAGGCACGUUAUGUUGUUGCUAGUCAGAUGGCAAAGCUAUCUUUUAUUGAGACAUACUGUGGUGAUGAUGAUUAUUUGUGCUGACCAGUU